Molecule: messenger RNA, 825 nt
Organism: Triticum aestivum (bread wheat)
Lineage: Eukaryota; Viridiplantae; Streptophyta; Magnoliopsida; Poales; Poaceae
Product: translation initiation factor IF-2-like
Exons: 2
Coding region: 138-761 (207 amino acids)
Source: RefSeq, a predicted model, not a curated record
CCCAUCAUGCGCCGCCACUCCAAAAUUCGUCCUCGGAUCCCAGCGCAGCCUAGCCACCUGCCUUCUCCUCGUUUUCCCCAUCGCUCCAAUCAUGAGCCUCCUCUCCCUCGAUCCACCCAUUCCCGCAGCUCCUCCCCAUGGCUUCCAGAUCGAGCGAGCUUGAUCUCCAGCAUCAGCGCCCGAGCGCUCCUUCGCCUGCCCGGAGCCCCCGCAAGCCACUGCUCCGCCCCGCUAUCCUCGUCGUUGGCCCUCGCAGCGUCGCCCCGAUCCAGGCCAGAGAUCCCGUCGCCGCGCUGCCGUUUCCGGCCUCCGGCCGCUCAAGACCCGCCUCGGCCCCCCUCUGCUCCCGCCCUAUGACCGAACUCCUCCAGCUCGACCCAGGCCGCCGAGCUCCCUACCGCGCUGGAGUCCCGCCGUUCCCGCGCCUCCGUCGUUCCCUCAUUCCAGCACCGAGCCCUUGCACCUGCGCUGCCGCCUGCGUCCUCUGCUUCAGCCGCCGUCGACCUCCUCCGUCACGCCACAGCGCUGGACCUCCGCUUGGCCUUGUUCGUCCGCUGCCUCCUGAAGGCCAUGGAGCCUUGCAGCAGACUCUCGCCGUUGCCGCAAUUCGCCCCGCUGUCCAGCCGCUCAAGCCCUGCCUCGCCGCGCCUCUGCUUCGCGCGAGCAGAGAUGAGAAGACUGCUGCAGCCCGCUCGUCGUCGAGCGUUGACCGCUACGCCCAAGCCGGCCUUCUUUGUUCUUGGGCAACAAGCGUGCAGUAGGCCCAGCGCCUCCUCACCCAGCCAGCCUCAAAGGCCCAACGUGAGCAGCCUAGAUCCAUCUAAU